UAUUGAAUAAAUUUUUAAGUUCUUUUGGUGCAAUUUGUUAUUUACAUUUCGUGAUAAAAAUUCCAAGUACAAAGCCGUAAAAACGAGGGAGACUGUGGACGAAGAGAUGCCAGUGCGGGUGGAAAAGGAAAUCUGGAACCCGCCACCGCCUGAACACUCACAUCAACCAGGCUUGCUCAAUACUUUGUUAUACAAUGGCUCGAAGUUCAAAGGAUACCAAAAGUCAAAAGGAAAUUCGUACGAAGUGGAAGUAAUACUGCAGUUUGUGGACGAGGCCAACUCCUAUCUGUGCGGUUACUUGAAAAUUAAGGGACUAACAUUCGAGUUUCCCACAUUGACGACCUUCUUCGAUGGCGAAAUAAUUUCCAAGCGAUAUCCCUUUCUCACGCGCAAAUGGGACAGCGACGAGGAGGUCGAUCGGAAACACUGGAGUAAAUUUGCAGCAUUUGCCGACUACCAAAAAACCUUCAACUCAGACGACUUUAGCUACGAAGCACUCGAAAACAGUGACUAUGUAUUUAUGCGAUGGAAAGAGCACUUUUUGGUGCCGGAUCACACGAUACGCGACAUAAAUGGAGCUAGCUUUGCGGGCUUUUACUACAUUUGUUUCCAAAAAUCAAGAGCAAUCAUGGAGGGAUAUUACUACCACAGAUCGUCCGAAUGGUUCCAAUCGCUAACACUAGAACAUGUGCCAGAAAAAUGCAUCCAAAUUUAUGAAUUUAGAUAAAAAUGCGCCAGCAAAUUGCAAAAACAACACUUUAGUUACAACGAGACGACGCUUCAUUACAUAAAUAUUAAAACAAAAAAACUAAACUGAGAACAAAAUAAUUUAUACGAGAAACGAGUCAACAUUUUUAAGUCUUCACAGAACACAAAAAAAAAGAAAACGGAGAAACUGGACAGUAGGCACACACUCACAUAUGAAAUUUAAAAAAAUAAUAAAUUAUUGCACAAUAUUUUUUCGAAAAAGAAUUGUAAUUAUUAUUAUUUAAUACUAAAUAUUAUAUCGAAUAAUAACAUCAUGUACCUAACAUU
Messenger RNA from Culicoides brevitarsis, 1035 nucleotides. RefSeq names its product glucose-induced degradation protein 4 homolog. The transcript is spliced from 2 exons. Gene Ontology annotation, cellular component: GID complex. Gene Ontology annotation, biological process: protein targeting to vacuole; proteasome-mediated ubiquitin-dependent protein catabolic process; protein catabolic process in the vacuole. The record is from RefSeq and is a predicted model, not a curated record. Lineage: Eukaryota; Metazoa; Arthropoda; Insecta; Diptera; Ceratopogonidae. The coding region runs from base 107 to 727 and encodes 206 amino acids.